This is a messenger RNA of Mangifera indica (mango), 3422 nucleotides long. RefSeq names its product plasma membrane ATPase 1-like. Gene Ontology annotation, biological process: regulation of intracellular pH; proton export across plasma membrane. Gene Ontology annotation, molecular function: ATP hydrolysis activity; ATP binding; P-type proton-exporting transporter activity. The record is from RefSeq and is a predicted model, not a curated record. Gene Ontology annotation, cellular component: plasma membrane. NCBI's taxonomy places the organism in Eukaryota, Viridiplantae, Streptophyta, Magnoliopsida, Sapindales, Anacardiaceae. The transcript is spliced from 22 exons. The coding region runs from base 290 to 3208 and encodes 972 amino acids.
AAUAAUAAGCCGCAGUAGAGCGAAAGACUGUGUGUACCUGCAAAGUACAUGAUCUAAGUUUGAGUGACAAAUGUGCCCUUGAAAAGCUGCCACCUUAAGUUCUAGAGAGAGAGACGCCAGCCCACCAACUCGUAACUCUCUGGUUAUCUCUUUGCAAUUUUCUCCCAAUUCUAUGUAGAGGUGAAACAGAAACAGAGUACUUUGUUGUUUUUGUUUUGUUAUGGUUUUUUUGUGAUUGAAAGAGGUUGGAUAUAAAGGAGAAGUGAAGGUUUUCAGGUGGUUGAGGGAGAUGGAUAACAAAGGUGAAGCAUUGGAGGCUGUGUUGAAGGAGGCUGUUGAUUUGGAAAACGUGCCAAUUGAAGAGGUUUUUGAGACUUUGAGCUGUAACAGACAGGGUCUUUCAACAGAGGCUGCUGAGCAAAGGCUUACCAUAUGUGGUUACAAUAAGCUUGAAGAGAAAGAGGAGAGUAAAUUUUUGAAAUUUUUGGGGUUUAUGUGGAACCCUCUCUCAUGGGUCAUGGAAGCUGCUGCUAUUAUGGCCAUUGCACUAGCCAAUGGAGGAAAUAAGCCCCCAGACUGGCAAGAUUUUGUUGGGAUUAUAACCCUGCUACUUAUCAAUUCAACCAUAAGUUUCAUAGAGGAGAACAAUGCGGGUAAUGCUGCUGCGGCUCUCAUGGCUCGUCUUGCUCCUAAAGCUAAGGUUCUUCGAGAUGGGAAAUGGGUUGAGGAGGAUGCAGCCGUUCUUGUUCCUGGUGAUAUAAUCAGUGUUAAGCUUGGGGACAUUAUUCCUGCAGAUGCGCGUCUCCUGGAAGGUGAUCCGUUGAAAAUUGAUCAGUCUGCUCUUACAGGCGAGUCUCUUCCUGUGACAAAAGGUCCUGGUGACAGUGUAUAUUCUGGUUCUACGUGCAAACAGGGUGAGAUUGAAGCCGUGGUUAUUGCCACAGGUGUUCAUACUUUUUUUGGAAAGGCUGCACACCUUGUUGAUUCAACUAAUCAAGUGGGUCACUUUCAAAAGGUCUUGACUGCUAUUGGGAAUUUCUGUAUCUGUUCCAUUGCGGUGGGGAUGAUCAUAGAGAUCAUUGUCAUGUACCCAAUUCAGCACAGGCAAUACCGACCUGGAAUCGACAAUUUACUUGUACUUCUUAUUGGAGGAAUUCCUAUUGCUAUGCCCACAGUUCUUUCUGUGACAAUGGCAAUCGGUUCCCACCGCUUGUCUCAGCAGGGAGCUAUCACAAAAAGAAUGACAGCAAUAGAAGAAAUGGCAGGCAUGGACGUACUUUGCAGUGACAAAACUGGAACUCUAACUUUGAACAAAUUAACAGUUGACAAGAAUCUUAUUGAGGUCUUUGUAAAAGGAGUAGACACAGACACUGUUGUUCUGAUGGCAGCUCGAGCCUCCCGAUUGGAAAACCAGGAUGCAAUAGACACUGCUAUUGUGGGAAUGUUGGCUGAUCCAAAAGAGGCACGAGCAAAUAUUCAAGAAGUUCACUUCCUUCCCUUCAAUCCUACCGAUAAGCGAACUGCUUUGACAUAUACUGACAGUGAAGGUAAAAUGCAUCGGGUCAGCAAAGGUGCACCAGAACAGAUAUUGAAUCUUGCACACAACAGAUCAGAGAUUGAACGAAGAGUUCAUGCUGUGAUUGAUAAAUUUGCAGAACGUGGACUACGAUCUCUUGCAGUGGCAUAUCAGGAAGUUCUAGACAGAAGGAAAGAGAGUCCAGGAGGCCCUUGGCAGUUUGUAGGUCUCAUGCCUCUAUUUGAUCCACCUAGACAUGAUAGUGCAGAAACAAUUCGGAGGGCAUUGAAUCUUGGGGUGAAUGUGAAAAUGAUCACAGGUGACCAACUUGCAAUAGCAAAAGAAACAGGACGUCGAUUGGGCAUGGGAACCAACAUGUAUCCUUCAUCGGCCUUAUUAGGACAGAACAAAGAUGAGUCAAUCAUUGCUUUACCUGUUGAUGAGCUCAUAGAGAAAGCUGAUGGUUUUGCUGGUGUUUUUCCGGAACACAAAUAUGAGAUUGUUAAACGCUUGCAAGCUAGGAAACAUAUAUGCGGAAUGACUGGCGAUGGAGUCAAUGAUGCUCCUGCUCUUAAGAAAGCAGACAUUGGCAUAGCUGUUGCUGAUGCAACUGAUGCUGCUCGUAGUGCUUCUGACAUUGUCCUGACUGAACCUGGUCUUAGUGUUAUCAUUAGUGCUGUUUUAACUAGUCGGGCAAUUUUCCAGAGGAUGAAAAAUUACACAAUAUAUGCAGUCUCCAUUACUAUUCGUAUUGUGCUUGGUUUCAUGCUACUAGCUCUCAUAUGGCAGUUUGACUUUCCACCCUUCAUGGUGCUGAUAAUUGCUAUUCUUAAUGAUGGUACCAUUAUGACAAUAUCGAAGGAUAGGGUGAAACCAUCCCCUCAGCCAGAUAGCUGGAAGUUGGCCGAAAUUUUUACCACCGGCAUCAUUUUUGGUGGUUACUUAGCAAUGAUGACAGUAAUUUUCUUUUGGGCAGCAUACAAGACAAAUUUCUUUCCUCAAACAUUUGGAGUGUCAAGCCUGCAGAAGAAGGAUGUCGAUGACCUGCAAACAUUUGGAGUGUCAAGCCUGCAGAAGGAGGAAGUUGAUGACCGGAGAAAGCUUGCCUCUGCUGUCUACCUGCAAGUGAGCAUAAUCAGUCAGGCCCUCAUUUUUGUGACACGGGCUAGGAGCUGGUCUUAUGUUGAGCGUCCCGGCCUGUUACUUCUUUUUGCUUUUGUUGUCGCUCAGCUGAUUGCUACGGUGAUUGCCGUUUAUGCAAACUGGAGCUUUGCUGCAAUUGAAGGAAUUGGAUGGGGUUGGGCUGGUGUGAUCUGGCUUUAUAGCCUCAUCACUUACAUCCCACUAGAUUUCUUAAAGUUCUUAAUCAGAUACGCCCUGAGCGGAAAGGCCUGGGAUCUGGUCUUCGAGCAAAGGAUUGCAUUCACGAAAAAGAAGGAUUUCGGAAAAGAAGAACGUGAGCUUAAAUGGGCGCAUGCACAGAGGACCCUCCACGGAUUGCAUACACCUGACACCAGGAUGUUCAAUGAUCGCAGCAGUUUCACAGAACUUAACCAGAUGGCAGAAGAGGCAAAACGACGAGCUGAGAUUGCAAGACUGAGGGAACUGAGUACACUGAAGGGGCAUGUGGAGUCAGUGGCUAGGCUAAAGGGCCUUGACAUAGACACAAUUCAGCAGUCCUACACUGUCUAAAAGAAGGUCAUGAGAGAAUGAUAAAAUUACAAACAAAUUACAUAUGCAUAUAUAUGUGUGUAUAUGUACGUGUAUGUGUAUAUACGUAUAUAUAUUUAUAUUUUAUCGUUUGUAUGACCUUUAGAGUUCUCAUAUUUAUUAUUAAAAGUGUUUUAUUUUAUGAUGCAUCUGUAAUUUAUCACUCAUUUUAACACAGCACGAUUCUUUUAGAUUC